UUUAAAAAACUGGAAAUCACACAAAAUUUAAUAUAGCUGCAUGAAAUUUUAGUGAUAUCUUAAUAGCUCAUGUUAACACUACAUUUUACUUAAAACAAUUAAAUAUGUGCUUUUGUGAAUCACUCACCGAAUUACUUGCCGUAUAUGUACUCGGCGCAUAUAACUCGGUACCAGCUACUGUUUACAAAUCCACAACACCAGUAGCACUAUCAGCAGUGAGAAAAGAAAUCGUCAUCAUUUAGAUUGGAUAUUCCAGUUGGCUGUGAUAUUCGCUGGACGAUGUCGGUGAAAAUAUGACUAUUUUAUAAGACAAAUAUUAGCCGACAAUGAACGCAACAACAAAAUACUCAACUAAAGUACAACAUUAAUUUGGUUUCCAAGAGGUAUGCAAAGGAAAUGAAGAAAACGGAAGUACUUUUCUAUUCAACGGGUGGUUUCAAGGUCAGGGCUACAGCUAAGACCACCCAUCCAUCCUUCCACCCACCCAUCUACACUUCGGCCUCAACUAUACAUCAAUUACAACCUUUUUGAACCAACAUGUCCAGUGUAAAUACGCAACGUCAAGGCCGAUGGUAUUUUGGUGGUAUUGCCAGUGCUGGUGCGGCUUGUUGUACACAUCCUUUGGAUUUAAUUAAGGUAACGCUGCAAACACAACAAGGAAAAUUAUCUGUGCUACAAAUAACGGCGAAAGUAGUACGAGAGCAAGGCGUGCUGGCACUUUACAAUGGCCUGUCUGCUUCCGUCCUUCGUCAAAUGACGUACUCAAUGACACGUUUCGGCAUUUAUGAGGCAGGGAAGAAGCAAAUCAAUACCGAUACAUUCCUUGGCAAAAUCACCUUAGCUGGGUUAGCUGGCACCGCAGGCGGUAUUGUUGGCACACCAGCUGAUAUGGUGAAUGUACGCAUGCAAAAUGAUGUCAAAUUACCGCCCGAACAGCGCAGAAACUACAAAAAUGCUUUCGAUGGUUUAAUUAAAGUUUUUCGACAAGAAGGUUUUACGCGUCUGUUUUCUGGCGCUACUACUGCCACCGGCAGAGGAGUGCUUAUGACAAUUGGUCAAAUAGCAUUUUAUGAUCAAAUCAAAACAACACUGCUUUCCACACCAUACUUCAAGGACGACUUGGUAACACAUUUUUCUGCCUCUCUGGCUGCUGGUGCAAUUGCGACAACUUUGACACAACCAUUGGAUGUGCUCAAGACACGUUCGAUGAACGCCAAGCCUGGUGAAUUUAACGGUCUGUGGGACAUUGUCAAGUUUACAGCACGUCUGGGACCACUCGGAUUCUUCAAGGGCUAUAUACCGGCCUUUGUACGUUUGGGGCCGCACACCAUACUCACAUUUGUAUUGCUGGAGCAACUACGUUUGAAUUUUGGCAUUUUACCAAAAGUAGAGACUUCUGUAGUCGUUGCACAAUAAACAGGCGAACGGCACAAAACACAAAUUCACAUACAUACUUAUAUAACGCAGCUACUAAGCACAAACAAAAACGUGACUCAACAUAUAAUAUGAUACAAAUGAAAUCUAAAAACGCUUUUGAUGUUUAGCGCACUCUAUGUGUUUUCUAGAACUAUUUUAUGUCGUACAAAAUGCAAUAAGUAUCAGUCAGCUCAUGGCCAUUGGACACACUUAUAUUCGUUUGUUUUAAAUAUGAAAAUGUAAGCGCAUUUAGAACAAAUUGUGGUUUAUUGCAUCCUUAAAGAAUAAUUUAGAAACUUUUACAAAUUCCAUCGAAACAAUGCUAUGUACAUAUGUAUCUAUAAAGUUUACGUACAUAUGAGUACUUGUAUAUAUAAAGUGGAAAUGCAUACACAUAUAUAUAUAUGAUAUAUAUGUACAUUUAAAAUUGUAAUGUUUUCUCUUUUGUUAAGUCAUAAAAUGAAAAUAUGAUUUGUAUACUCAUUACAAAUGUAAAAUUAUUUCCAUUCAUUUUAGUUCUUGUGCGUUGAUAACGGAAACUAUACUAUGCGAAUAUGUAUUGUGUUAUGUUCAGGAUGCAAUUCACCGUUGUUACACAUAUUUUAUUUAUAUAAUGAUUCGCAUUAAAUGCAAGGCUAUUAACAACUGACAUUCCUAUUCAAAUAAAUACUAUUGUAUUUGCAAAUAUGUAAUAUGUAAAUGUAUGGCAUUAGUAUAUAAUAAAUAAUUUAGCUAAAUAGUUACUAAGACGCUUGCUCUAUAACACAAGGCAUUGCCUUAGCGUUCAAAUUGUUAAUUAUGUUUCCAUGACUAAAGAAAUAAUGAAUGUACAUAAUAUAUUUCAACAAUUUUAUUAAAUAUA
This is a messenger RNA of Anastrepha ludens (Mexican fruit fly), 2278 nucleotides long. It is a transcript of the gene Dic1, whose product is annotated as mitochondrial dicarboxylate carrier. Gene Ontology annotation, biological process: oxaloacetate transport; succinate transmembrane transport; phosphate ion transmembrane transport. The coding region runs from base 538 to 1416 and encodes 292 amino acids. The transcript is spliced from 5 exons. Gene Ontology annotation, molecular function: sulfate transmembrane transporter activity; thiosulfate transmembrane transporter activity; succinate transmembrane transporter activity. The record is from RefSeq and is a predicted model, not a curated record. NCBI's taxonomy places the organism in Eukaryota, Metazoa, Arthropoda, Insecta, Diptera, Tephritidae.